Chrysochloris asiatica (Cape golden mole) is the source of this 1461-nucleotide messenger RNA. It is a transcript of the gene APLF, whose product is annotated as aprataxin and PNKP like factor. The coding region runs from base 1 to 1461 and encodes 486 amino acids. Gene Ontology annotation, cellular component: nucleus; site of double-strand break. Gene Ontology annotation, biological process: double-strand break repair. The transcript is spliced from 11 exons. Gene Ontology annotation, molecular function: protein binding; 3'-5' exonuclease activity; DNA-(apurinic or apyrimidinic site) endonuclease activity. The record is from RefSeq and is a predicted model, not a curated record. Lineage: Eukaryota; Metazoa; Chordata; Mammalia; Afrosoricida; Chrysochloridae.
AUGUCUGGAGGCUUCGAACUGCAGCCACUAGACGGCGGCCCUCGGACGGCCCUGGCGCCCGGGGAGACGGUGAUCGGUCGCGGGCCGCUGCUGGGAAUACACACAAACCCAUGUUUUUACCAGUCUUCUGGGAAGAGCGAGCUAUUACCAUUGAAGAUAAAUGUGUGGCGCUGGUUGCAUCCUGGAGAUUGUUUUUCUUUGUUAGUUGACAAAUAUAUUUUCCGUGUUAUCUCUGCACACUCUGAAAUGGAAAUGGAAUGCACUUUAAGAAACAGUCAAAUGCUUGAAGAAGAUGAUAUAUUGGAUGACAUAUCCAACCCUUAUUCACUUAAUUUGUCUGAUGAGAAAACUAGUAAUCCACAGCUGGAAAAAGGCACAGAAACAGCCAGUACCUCGGCUCCGACUGAAAAUCGUAUGUCUGAUCUAAAGGAAUGUGGAGACCUUUAUAAGCAACACCCAAAUCUUGCCCAAAGGAAAAGAAUCCUUCCAGCUUGGAUGUUAGCAGAAAGUCUACGUGAUCAAAACCUUUCUGUACCAGUCACCAGUGAAGGUAAUAAUUUGUCAUGGGAAGGAAGUGGAGAAAUAAUCUGCAAAGAUAAAACACAAAUAAACAUAACAAGACAACCAAGAAAGCGAUUAAUUUCAUCAGAAAGUAUAUCAGCAGAGCAAGACCCUGGAAAAAAAUGCAAAAAGGCUGAUCCAAAGGAGUCAAUUAUUUCAUCCAAGGAACUGCCACAGUCAUACUCUGCAGUCACAUUAAGUAACACAGAGGUGAAUAAUUUGAAGACUAACACACAAAGAAGUGAAAUCCAGAUACAAGAACUUGAUACAAUUUCUGAACAGAGAAUCAUCACUAAAAGAACACCAAAUAAGAAAGAUGAGGCGAUGAGUUCUUCUGAGAGCCGUUUGAGUGGCCAAGGAAGCUCUUCCCAUGAUGAGUCCCAAGAAUCUCAUCCCAACUCUGGUUCUGACCCCUCCAGUCCUGAAACUUCACAUGCAAAGGUGACUGUGUCAGCUCCACAAGGUUCUGAAGAAGGCAAAAUCAAAAGGUCAUCCUGCAUAUAUGGGGCAAAGUGCUACAGGAAGAAUCCUGUCCAUUUUCAACACUUCAGCCACCCUGGUGAUCGUGAUUACGGAGGGGUCCAAGCCAUGUGCCAAGAUGAUGAGGUUGAUAACCGGCCUGAGUGUCCCUAUGGAGCAUCUUGUUAUAGGAAGAAUCCCCAGCACAAGAUAGAAUACAAACACAGUGCACCUCCAGUAAGAAGCGACGUAGAUGAAGAUGAUAGUGUUGGGCAGCCCAAUGCAUAUGACCUGAAUGACAGCUUUAUAGAUGACGAGGAAGAAGAAUAUGAGCCGACAAAUGAAGAUUCGGACUGGGAGCCGGAAAAGGAAGACCAAGAAAAGGAAGAUUUUAAUGAGCUUUUGAAAGAAGCAAAGAAGUUUAUGAAAAGGAAAAAGUGA